AUGGACCUUGCAGAUCAAGGAAACAUAGCUGCUUCGCUACUCAAUGUGCCGUUUGGCCAGAGGUGGGAGCUUCUCAGACCUGUGAUCGAACGAUUGUACGUCGAAGAAGGUAGAAAACUUCCUGAGAUCUUGACGAGGGUUAAAGAUCAGUACGGGUUCAGUGCUGCUCAAUCCCAAUACAAAUACCAGAUCAAAAAAUGGAAGCUCAAGAAGAAUACACCAGCAAUGAAGAAGGAAGCAAUGUUUCGUGUUGUUAAGGCAAGGGCAAAAGAAGGGAAGUCUUCUGUCUUGACCCGUGGAGGUGAAAACAUCGAUACGAAAAACUUUGUUCGGUAUUUCAAAUCUCAAACCCGGAAUGAGCUCAGAUUACGACCAGCUGCACACAAAGAGCAUGCAGAUCUGCAAUGGACUUCGGUCCAUUUCAAUCAUCAAUUUGGUGACAGGAUGUGA
Molecule: messenger RNA, 450 nt
Organism: Bacidia gigantensis
Lineage: Eukaryota; Fungi; Ascomycota; Lecanoromycetes; Lecanorales; Ramalinaceae
Exons: 2
Coding region: 1-450 (149 amino acids)
Source: RefSeq, a predicted model, not a curated record